Anolis carolinensis (green anole) is the source of this 5430-nucleotide messenger RNA. RefSeq names its product adenylosuccinate synthase 1 (gene adss1). Gene Ontology annotation, biological process: 'de novo' AMP biosynthetic process; IMP metabolic process. The transcript is spliced from 13 exons. The coding region runs from base 89 to 1447 and encodes 452 amino acids. Gene Ontology annotation, molecular function: adenylosuccinate synthase activity; GTP binding. The record is from RefSeq and is a predicted model, not a curated record. NCBI's taxonomy places the organism in Eukaryota, Metazoa, Chordata, Lepidosauria, Squamata, Anolidae. Gene Ontology annotation, cellular component: cytoplasm.
GCGCGUGAGGGCGGACUCGGCCGUUGGAGCCGCUUCGUGUCGGAAGUCGAUCGCAGUUUGUCUUUCUUCAGGGUCGGUUGUGGCGCCCAUGAUGUCGGGCACCCGAGCGGCGUCCAACGCUGGAGGCGUCGGCCUGAAGCGGAUGCGGAGCGAGCCGGGCGGCAACCGGGUGACGGUGGUGCUGGGCUCGCAAUGGGGGGACGAGGGCAAGGGCAAAGUGGUGGAUCUCCUCGCCACAGAGGCCGACAUCGUCUGCAGGUGCCAGGGUGGAAAUAAUGCAGGCCACACUGUUGUUGUCGAUGGGAAAGAAUAUGAUUUUCACCUCUUUCCUAGUGGUAUAAUUAAUCCAAAGGCCAUUUCAUUUAUCGGAAAUGGGGUAGUUAUACAUCUGCCAGGCUUAUUUGAAGAAGCUGAAAAAAACGAGAAAAAAGGUUUAAAAGAUUGGGAGAAAAGACUCAUUAUAUCUGACAGAGCACAUAUUGUGUUUGAUUUUCACCAGGCAGUUGAUGGACUUCAAGAAGUGCAGCGGCAAGCACAAGAGGGGAAAAACAUUGGCACAACAAAGAAAGGAAUUGGACCAACCUAUUCUUCCAAAGCUGCACGAACAGGUCUUCGAGUUUGUGAUCUUCUUGCAGACUUUGAUGAAUUUUCUUCCAGAUUUAAGAAUCUGGCUCAUCAGUACAAGUCAAUGUUUCCUUCUUUAGAAAUUGAUAUAGAAGGACAACUGAAAAAACUGAAGGGUUAUGCUGAAAAAAUAAGACCAAUGGUCCGAGAUGGUGUUUAUUUUAUGUAUGAAGCUCUUCACGGGUCUCCGAAGAAAAUUCUUGUAGAGGGUGCCAAUGCAGCACUGCUUGACAUUGACUUUGGCACAUAUCCGUUUGUGACAUCAUCAAACUGUACUGUGGGAGGUGUAUGCACUGGACUCGGUAUUCCUCCUCAACAUGUUGGAGAGGUAUAUGGUGUAGUGAAGGCCUACACAACGAGAGUGGGAAUUGGAGCCUUUCCCACUGAACAGAUAAAUGAAAUUGGGGGCCUCUUACAGUCUCGAGGCCACGAGUGGGGAGUGACGACAGGCAGAAAAAGGCGCUGUGGCUGGUUAGACCUUGUCAUUUUGAGAUAUGCUCAUAUGAUCAACGGAUUCACUGCUCUGGCAUUAACAAAACUGGAUAUUCUGGAUGUCCUUGAUGAAAUCAAAAUUGGUAUUGCUUACAAGCUAGGUGGAAAAAGGAUUCCUUAUUUUCCAGCUAACCAGGAAAUACUGCAGAAAGUAGAGGUGGAGUACGAAACAAUGCCAGGAUGGAAGACAGACACAACUAAUGCAAGAAAAUGGGAGGAACUUCCACCCAAGGCCCAAAAUUACAUUCGGUUUGUGGAAAACCAUGUUGGAGUGGCAGUUAAAUGGGUUGGAGUUGGAAAAUCAAGGGAAUCGAUGAUUCAACUUUUUUAACCACAGAAAGAACUUUGGUGCCAAGAAACACAGUCGAGUGUCCAUCUGUUCCUUUCUUUUGCCCAGCUAAGAUGAAGAUUCUGUUGAAAUCAAAAUGUUCUUCCUAGAAUAUGAUUAGGCGUAUCUUGUUCUAUUGUUGUUUUCAAGUAUAAAAAUUAUCAAGAACACAGAAUAAGAACAAUCAGAGUGAGAUUUGGAGUAAGGGAAUCUUAAGUUCAUAUUUGAAAAGUGAAAAGUAUUUUUUCCAAACUUUUCUAAAAAUUUAAAAUGUAUGCCAGAUUGCAGAGACUCAUAAUGGCAUAUUCCUAUUCCUGUAUUGGGAAGCAAAAGAAGAGGUGACAUGACAUAUUUGUGUACCUUCAAGUCUUUUCCAGAUUAUUUAGACUCUAAAGCAACUCUAUCAUGGGGUUUUCUUAGCAAUAUUUGUUCAGAAAAGGUUUGCCAUUUGCCUUCCUCUGAGGUUGAGAAAGUGUGUGUUUCCCAGGGUCACCCACUGGUUUUUUAUGACUGAGUAGAGAUUUGAACUACAGGCUCCCAGAGUCCUAGUCCAACACAUCAACCUCUAGAACAUGUAUUUAAAUUUAAGACUGGCUGUGGGCAUUGCAUUUCUAUAAAAAUAUGGCUGUGGCUUUGAAGCCUGCACAUUUUAAAUAAAAGAUUUUCAGAUCCAAAAAUGGAAGAGGAACAAGUUGAAAUCAUUUGUUGGCAGCGGUCAAACUGCAGAUGGCUGUCUGAGUUGGGGAUAAACAGUUUCCCUUCUUUUGUUUCCCACUAGGCAGCUUAAGUGGCAUUUUUACUCCAUUAUACAAUAGGCAAUAGAUUAAAAGGAGAAAGACACAGCAGAUGCAGAAAAUGUUCCUAAAGGAAUGUAGAUGGUACAGCAUCUUGCAAUACAUUGCUGUAUAGAGUAGACCCUUUAUGUAGCUUCACUGCAUCCUUGGUUGCAAUCUUUAUAGAUCUUUAGAUUUUUAAUCUUCCAGAGAGACAUUUUUCUUUUGCAGUUGUUACUUUAUCACUGUUCCACUUAGCCUUUGAGUAGACUAUAAGAAGAAAUGCUAUGGUUGCUCCAUCAGCCUUCUAAGAAUAAAAAAUAUAGAGUUCUACUCCCUAUAAACUAAUGCAGUUAUCUGUCAUUUUAGAGUGCUGCUAUACUCUAGCAAGGCUUUAAAGCAGUGUUUCUCAUGUUGUCCAAUGUGAGGAUUAGCAGUUUAUUGUCAUAUGCCCAUAACAUAGUUAUGCCCAUAGUAGUUUCUUGAAAAGUGUAUACUGGCAGCCAGCUGUUGAAGCACUAUCACCAAACCACUUUGAAAAGUGUUGUUUUUAAAAUACAUUGCAUAAUACCCACAAACACAAUCCCAUCACUGAGAAGAUAACACCACAAGAUAAUAGUAAUUCUUGAGGUUGUUAUCUUUGUGAUGAAAAGAGUACAACAACAUAUAACUGUUGUUUCUAGCCUUAAUUUUCCUGUUUGAAAUGCCAACAAUGGAGCUAGGAGCAUGAGACUGUCAUGGAGCACUGAAACACAAAGUUGAAAUCAAAGGUGCAUGUGGGCAGUUUGCCACUACUUAUAUACUAAAGAUAGUAUCAAAGUAGAAGUAGGCAAACAUUCCAGGAAACAGAACUGUCAAAAGAGAAAAGUACCAUUGUUUUAGUACUGUCUGUCACCAAUGCAUCCUCCGCCAGUUGGUAAUAGGACCACAAUUACCAUUGGUUUUAGAGUAAUCUCUGGUCAUGCACCAUUCUGGACAUGAACUGGACUGGCACAUGAGUUAAGAAGUACAAACAAUGUGACAUUCUUCCUUGUACUCCUCAUGUACCUGCCAGGUACUGUAUUGUAGUGCCCAACUUAAUUCUUACAAUGCAGAACUUUAUGUAAGACCCUUCUUGUGCCAGGAAGAAAAUGAUUAAAGUCAUUGUGCAGUUCUUUUAUGCACUAUCUUGAAAAAAAAUGCUGAUUAUCAGGAAUGGUCUUUAGAAUUUUAUAGUGAUUUUCAGCAUUUGACUUUUGGCACAGAUGAAAUCUCCCUCCCCCCCCCCCCCCCACUUGAUCGAUACUGUAUAAUUAAGACUCUCAUCCCUUCCCCCCAUUUCCCAUGUAGAGUUAAAGUGAUCAGCAUAAUGCCAAUAAACUGUGCAUACUGCCAAUAUUUUCACACUGUAUGUGAACAAUGGCAGUCUUAUUUGUAACAAUUUAGUGUUUGGAAAACAGCAAUAAGCUUCACAGACACGCACCUCUUUGAGGAGUAUAUGAACUACUGUUUUCAUAGUGUCAUGGCAGCUUAUACACAAAACUUCACUGCCUAAAAUGCUGAGAAGCAAGUUUUGUAUACCUAAAAUUUCCAUGUAUAUGGAUAAAGGCAGGGGUGUUAAUUUUAUGCAAGGCAGGGUUUUUUUUUUGUACAGACAACAAAUAUUUCAGAUGUUUUAAAAUCAUAGAGUUAAAAGAUAAAAAGAGAUCACAGGGGCCAUCCAAUCCAACCCCUUGCUAUGCAGAAAUAUGCAAUCAAAGCACUCCUGAAAGCAUUUUGCUUUCAAAAGUAUGUAUUCCCUUAUGCUUCAUUGAGGACUAAAAAGUCCUGUAAGUUAAGCAGACACCCAUCUAUUCUUUUCUUUGACCAAUGCCUCAGAGUUGCCAACAGUAACAUGAAUCUAAUAGUGUCUCAGAUACACUGUACAACUAGAGUAGGCUAUAGACCAAACUUGCAAUAUUUGAAAUGUAUUCAAAGUGCCACAUAAUUCUAUAAGAGCUCUCAGGAAGGCAGCAAGGAGGUUUUUCGGACAAUCCUGUUGAGAUCACAGUCUUUUAUUACACUGGAGAUUUUUAAUGUUCUAUAGAUCACUUCUUACCACGACCACUGCCAAUAUAUUUGUGUUUCUGGUGGGCUCCAGUCCUGCUGGAAAUGACUUGGGAAUCCCUCUCUUUGGCCAUCUGUGCCUCAGCACAUUAGCACUUGAGCAAAAUUCACCAAUGUGGCCUUUAUCCUCAAUAUACUAAGAAUGCAUUCAGGACAUUAAGAAGUUCUGACUUCCAUUCUGUGCUUUGUAAACAAACCUAGCUUUAUUUGAAAUGUCAUGUAUGUCUUGUGAAAGGUGGAGGGGUUUUUUGUUGUGUUUUUGCCCAAAUACAUAUCCACCCCUGCCUCAUGGCCAUUUUAUUCAAAGCCCUUUUACAACUACUACUCAGUCAAUGUAAACUGCAUACAUUCUGUUCAAAGCAACGGCUGUUGAGCAUCUUAACCAGCAGUAUUGCAAUUUACUGGGAAAUGUUCCAGUUAUAGCACCAGUAAAAUGAAUAGGGUGAUGAUCAAGAAUACUUCCCACUCAUUUUGUUACAGAAAAUGAGGGCUUUCUGUUGGAGCAUAUCCAGUGACAUCAGGACUUUUAGCUGGCACUAAAUAACAGUUGAACAUUUCUGUAACCUAUUCUGUUAGAUGAUAUUUAUACAGUAUUUUUAUUGAAUUGUUGGCUUUAUUCUUAUAGAAAUCUCUAUUCUCACAAAGUAAAAGCACUGAGAUUCAUAAUUAGAGAAUUUAUAUUGCAACCCACUCAGUGAUACAGACUUGAAUAAGAUGUGUUUGAUGUGAACACUGCAUGUUGCUCUCUGGAAUGUUACUUGUUAAUUAAUGUAUUGAAUCUUCAGUUGGAAUUUGGUUAUAACCAUUUAGUAUCACUUUGCUCUACACACAGGUUAAAGGCAAUAUUGAUAAUCUGAAAUUCAAAUGACAGUUGAAUUAAUGUGGGGAACAGCAUGGCCAGAAACUGAACAAGUAAUAAAUCAUGAAAAGAGUUCAGUUUGAAAAGUCAUGUUUUGUGUCUAACAUUUACAUUGCUCUCACACUGAUACAGCUGGGAGUACACAGGUCACUAAAUCCACCAAAAGUGUGUUCUUGAUUAUUUUUGUAUACUGUAAAUGAAGCUGUAUCCUCUUAUUGUACAUUAGUUUUCUUUGCUUAAUAAAGCCUUACAAGACAGGGAGUAUAAAA